AGCCGACGUGUGUUGGGGCGGCGGGCCGCUGGAAGCUCCGAGGAAAAUCGAAAUUGACAGCGGAAAACAACGCUUCUAAGCCUGUAUCGACAUACUGUCACCUAGCGCUUCAUCACAGGUGACGGGGAUGGAGGCGAUCCCAGACUGUCGGCCGCAGAGGGCGGUGGGCGUGGCCGACCUGACUCCCCACCUGGUGUGCACUCUCUGCGGAGGCUACUACAUCGACGCCACCACGAUUGUCGAAUGCCUGCACACAUUUUGUCGCUCAUGCAUUCUGCGUCACCUGGAGGCCAGCAUCUACUGUCCGGCUCUGACCUGUGACGUCAUGAUACACAGGACCAAGGGUGCCGUCAGUUUGAGGCCAGACACCACCCUACAAAGCAUAGUUUACAAAACCGUGCCCGGUCUAUACCGGGACGAGAUGGGGCGACGGCAGCAGUUCUACCGGGAUAAACCUGGCGCCGACCCCGAUCUCACGCCGAUUAUGAAGGGUGCCCAGGAAGAGGCGUCGUCCCGGUUUUACGCACCGGACGACACGAUCGACGUGCGAAUUCAAUAUGCUUCACAUAGUGUGGAGGAGGUGGUGCCAGUGCGGUACCUGCGCUGUCCGGCCGGGCUGCCGCUGGCUGUACUAAAAAAAUUCCUUUACCAAAAGUACCGGUUCACGGACAACCUACAGAUGGAGCUGAUCCACGGCAGGAAGGUGCUACCGCUUGAUGUCACGCUGCUCGAUGUCGCGUACAUCGUGAACUGGAGCAGGAAAUCGGCUCUGAAGCUGCUGUUUCGGGUGUCGAAGACCAAAGUCAGCAAACGAAAGGUUGUCGCUUUGGACCCGGCGGGAGAACCCCCACCCAAGGUCUGGAAGCUCAGCGCAAAUGCGUCAGGUCCCGGGGAAUGUUCUACCAGCCAUCCUCGCAGUGAGAUAGCGAAACCAUGUCAAGGCGAGGAACGCAGCCAACCGAAAUCCCCGCCCGCUUCAUUCAACCAAACAGACACUGGCACGCCACCACUGCCAUCCACAGGGCCCCGACAUCAAGCCGCCAGUCAGCCGGCAAUGGUGAGGCCCAGCGAAAGGCCCAGUGGUCAGCCGCAGAGCCAAAUGGCCAAGCCCAACGAGAAGUUCAGCAGCCAGGCGCAGGGGCGGACUGUCAAGUCCGUCGAAACGCCCAAUAAUCAGUCAGUAGUGAAGCCCACGGAAAGAGUCAACAGUCAUCGUGCGGUUGUCAAACCCUGUGGAAGUAACAACAGUCAGCCAACUGACGUCGCAAGGCGGCUGCUGUUACACACAGAGUCAGCAGCCAGCCGCGGUCGUCAGCCGUCGCACCGUGCUCCAGACCUGACGCCAGGCCUAAGUUGCCGCCUGAAAAUGCGAGUCAGAAACUCAUGAGCAAGCCGAGGCCGUCGUUGAUCGAGGCUUGCCAGAAAGCGAAGAAUCUGCUGAAGGGUCAGGCUCUGGAAUCAAGUCUGAAGGUGAAGAACGUGCCGAAUUCGAUGACGAAGUCCCCGUCAGUUGUGCUUCGUCAGGUGUCCAUCAGACCAAGCCAAAAAGUGGCACAUUCGCUGCAAUCUCAGACUGAUAUCCCCAGCUCAAAAGAUCAGCCUAAGGUGUUCGGCACACAGCUUGGGCAUUCAUACUUGGCCAGCAAGCAGGCCAAUAAGCUGUCUUCGGCCACAGCAGAUCACAAGGUUGCGAGCGGCGGCAGGCACAGCAGCGUUGGAAGUAUGUUUCAGAGAAGCGCGUCUGACUGUCGAAACAGUUCAGGCCGAGACGGAAUACAGAAGGCCACGAAUGGAGCGUCUUUGGUUGGCCGUCCAGAGGUAACAAGGGCAAGGUCUGCGCCAGACAUCUCGGGGCUCGGCAAAUCAGGCCAGUUCAAAUCUCCAAACGGCAGCAUGCCAAGCUCUUCAAAAUGUGUCUUGGCAGAAAAAGCAGCAGUCAGAAAGGUUGACUGCUCUGUGCAAACUGUCCCUGUCUCCAGGGUCCAUGCAACAAAACACCAGACGUCAGUUAAAACAGCCAAGACAUCCCCGCAAGGAUCCAAUACGCUAUUUCCCACAGCUUCUAAAAAGAAACCCCCGGAGGAAAUGUCAAAGGGUGUUAAGCCAGCAGAGAAGACGCCGAAAGACGUCUCUGAAGCCUCGUCCAACGGGACAGAAAAGGAGCAGACAAAAACUGGAAUUACCCGACCGGCGACUGAUGUCCUCGACCUUUCAACCCACGCUAGAGAGGUGCCUGCAGAAGGUCUCUGUGGCUCGAAAGAAUCAAAGACAAUCUUCGUCAUCUCCGGCGCCAAGAAAAGUCAGGGCUCUAACAAGAUCCAAUCAAUCGUGGAGUCCCUGGCUCAGAAGCGCCUCAUGUCGUCUUCCCCGCACCAAGAGCUUCAGGUUCCACCUCAUAAUGGAGUUGAAACGAACGAUUCUUCCCCUCGCACGACUCCGCCGCCGACCUCCAAACCGCCCUCGUCUGUCAGCAGCGGCGGCUCGUUCGCAGCGCCGGCGCCCGUAUCGGCUCAGGCGUCGGGCGCGGCGGCCGGCCGCUCUGUCUCCUCGCCGCUGCACAUCGAGACGGCCACGCUCGGUCUGCGCUACAGCAGCGCUGUGCCGCCGCUGGCCGGCCUGGCGCGCCCGGCGCCGGCCAGCGCACCGACGGCCGCUCGGCCUGUGUUUCCGGUGCUGCCACUGCCACAGCGGCCCAAGAGCCAGGGCGUGCGCAGCAUCCCGAACCCGUCGCUGGUGCGGCAGCGAUCGGCCGAGGAGCGUGCCCGCGACAGCAGCAAGAGCUCGCCGACGGCGGGCGCCACGGCGCCGGCCAUGUCGCCGCCCUGCAUCAGGGACAUCCACAGCCUGACACGCCAGCUGCAGGAGGCUGGCACAUCUGUUACCAUCACUAACACCUCGUGCUGAUGAGACGGGCGCUUGGUGUCAGUGAAAGGACUAAACCUGUUCAGUCUCCGUCGUUAAGCUAUGGUUAGUGGUGAGUCUACGUGACGGGUGUAUUCAGUCCGUGUUCAGGGAAAGGCCUUGAUUGAUUCCAGCUGUAUUCAACAUAUUUUAGGACUGAGUGUAGAUCAGGCAAGAAGAACUUGAAUGAGGUAUUUCUGCUCGUCUGGUGACGUACGUCGGUAGAUCCACAAGAUUCUUAUGAUAGUCUUACAUUAUUCCUAGUCGUCAACGUAAGUUGAACGAUCACUAUUUAAUCUCAACCGAAGUAAGCGAUAUCAUAAACUCAUUGCAUUGCAUUUUAGCUGUGCUUUUUGCGCCGACUUUCCCCUUCCCUUCCUCCUUCCCUCUACUACAUCCGAAAUCGAAAUUGAGAGCUGUUGUAUAAGCCCCUUAAUGCAGGUUACGAGCCAAAGUGGAUUAUCCCUGAAGCGUCUACAUUUAUGCUUGGUGAACGUUCCUUUGUUUACGGUAGGCUGCAUUGUUAUAUAUUCCGUAAACAGUACCCUGGUUGUUGUAUUUAUUAUGCAUGAAUUUGAAUUGACAAUACGCUUCAGCGGCGUGUAUAGCUAUGUUCAAUUUCCUUGACAUGCCUGACAAGUCAUAAGUACGUUAUACGAGUUUAGGGGUUAUUUUGCGCCUUCAUAAACUGGCAAAUCAGCUGUUAGUGUGUGCCGUACAGGAACCAGGAAUGCUUCCAGGUGGAUUAUUCCAACACCCAUGUGUAUGUGAGGGCUGGUCCCAGCUGACUGCGGAGUGUAUGUUGCUGCGACAAAAGUCCACUCGGGACACUUCCACCAGCACCGCAGUAUGAGUGGUUGAUGUGAGUGGUGCGGGUUGGGUGUCGAUGUUCUCUUUAGUGAACUGUGCGUGACAGUCGUGAUUCCCGUUUGUUUAUGUACAGCUUAGUAAUUAGGCAGUGCGGUGCCAAUGUGUAGAGCCCGGCAACAGCCACAGUUGGCGGUGGUUGUUGACGAAAAUUCCGAUAUUGUGGUUUGGCAGUGUGCUAGGCGCGAUAUCGAUAACUUGUGUUGCGGUAUUUUGCUGGCAUUUGCUGCUCAGUGGUAUGCUGGUUCGUUGCCAAGUAUCAUCUGUGCAUGUGUUACGUUAAAAUAUACCUAGCACCCUUC
This is a messenger RNA of Pollicipes pollicipes, 4070 nucleotides long. RefSeq names its product polycomb complex protein BMI-1. The record is from RefSeq and is a predicted model, not a curated record. Lineage: Eukaryota; Metazoa; Arthropoda; Thecostraca; Pollicipedomorpha; Pollicipedidae. Gene Ontology annotation, cellular component: PRC1 complex. The transcript is spliced from 8 exons. Gene Ontology annotation, biological process: negative regulation of transcription by RNA polymerase II. Bases 128 to 1387 code for a protein of 419 amino acids. Gene Ontology annotation, molecular function: promoter-specific chromatin binding.